GAAUGUUGUCUGCAUCCGAGGUGAGGAGGUUACGUUUUAAAAUGUUAGGAACAGUUAUAAUGAAAAACAAUUAAAAUGUUGAAAUGUCCAUAGAACAAAUAGUUGAAGGUUAUUACAUCCUAGCCCAAACCUUACGCAGGAUGAUGUCGGGCAGGGUCUGAAAGAGGACAAUCACGAAGACUAUCCAAAGCACAUACCAUAUCAUUUCGUUGUUAUUCAGGAAAAGCCUUUACAAAUGGCAAAUAGAAAUUUCACAACAGAGCUGAACAGAGCUGCCAGAAACGGGCAAUCUAAAGAGCUUAAAAGAAUACUCAAACAUGGUGCCAACAUAGAUGCACCUGACGGCAAUGGCAUGACACCACUCAUGCUGGCGUCCAAGUUCAGGCAUCAUAACAUCGCCAAAUUUCUUGUCCAAAGUGGAGCGAACGUAAACGCUGCAGACCGCCAGGGUAUGACGUCACUCAUGCACGCAGCACAGUUUGGCAAGAAUAACACACUUGACCUACUUAUGGACAACCAAGCAGACAUUAAUGGUAAAGACAACUUGGGUAAUACAGCGUUGAUGCACGCAGCUGAAACGCGGCACAUCCUUAGACUGAAACAGCUCGUUCAGCGCGGUGCGCAAGUUGACAGCGUGGAUUUGGCGGGAAAGUCUGCACUUAUGCAUGCGUCCCAGUCAGGAAUACGUCAGGCUGUGAAAUACCUCAUCGAUCAGCAUGCGGACUUACAUGCACAAGACGAAAAUGGAAUGACUGCCUUGAUGCACGCCUGUGCGAGUGGGUAUGGAAGCAGAAUCAAACUACUCGUUAAAAGUGGCGCCAGAAUUAACUUCAAGGACUACAACGGCAGAAACGCGUUGAUGCAUGCUGCUAUAAAAGGACACUCCAGCUCCUUCAACAUCCUUAUCAACCUAAACGCUACUAUACAUGAUGACGACAUGUACGGAAACACAGCACUGAUGUUUGCCUCUGAAUACGGUCAUUUUAGAAUCGUAGAAAAGAUUCUCAGAAGCAAAGCAAUAGUCGACAUCAACCAACGUAAUCAGGAAGGCAGGACCGCAUUAAUGCCAGCAUUAAAAUAUGGGCACAUCAAAGUUGUCAACAUACUUCUCAAAUAUAACGCCGACAUUCAUUUAGAGGACAACAAAGGCUGCACUGCAUUAAUGUUUGCAGCCGAGAAUGGCAAAAAGGAAAAUGUCCUAAAACUUCUGAAGAAGGAAGCUGAUGUCAACAAACAAAAUGUCAACAACAAAGACGCUCUAAUGUACGCUUCUGAGAAUGGAAAUCACUAUGCGGUCGAAGCUCUUAUCAAGCAUAAAGCUCUUGUACAUAGGCAGGAUGUGAACGGUCUAACUUCACUGCAUUUUGCGUCUAAGGAGGGCCACCAUAAAGUCGUCAAAUUAUUGUUAAAGCAUAAAGCAAACAAAGACGCAAUAUCCGCCUCUGGUGCAACGGCGCUUAUGUAUGCAUGUCGAAAAGGUCAUCUAAAGACGGUCAACUUAUUGAUAAGCAAAGGCGUCGACACCAACGCAGUGGAUGCAGCGGGUAAAACAGCUCUGAUGCAUGCCGUUAGAAACGACCACAGGUGCAUCGUGGAAAAACUUAUCAACAACGGAGCUGAUGUCAAUGUGGUAUCUCGCAAGAGGAAGACGGCACUGGCGUAUGCCAUGUCGAAAAAGCACGAUAAAAUAGAGGAACUUCUAAGAAGUUUCAACGCUGAAGACUAUACACGUUGCAAUAGGGAGCUGCCUUCUUGCAGCACCUUAUGCAUGACGGACGAUAAAGGUACACAAACUGAUUCCGAAAGUGAACGGGAGACUUCCAUUACUAUGAGCCACGGAAAUUCUCCCGUAAAUGUGAUUCUGAAAAACGCUGGAGUUGUUUACGUGAAUUGAUUUGAAAACAGUCAGUAUUCAGAUUUUACUGUAGCAAGCAAUGGAUAAUGGCGAGCAAUGCAAGCGCGACGACUCCAUUUAUUGGACGUAGCAGACGUUAAAUUUAAAGCAGACGACAGGCUUAUCGCGGAAGGUGUGGAAGUUGGGAUCUUUAAUUUCAAACUCAAGUCAGUUUAUAUAAUGAUUCCAAUCUUCGGUUUCACUACAAGGCCUUAUUAAAAUAAUGAGUUAAAUUUUAAAAAAAGACAUUAUUACAGAACAUAGCAUUAAGUGGUAAGUUCAAGGUUUGUCUAGAUGUGUUAAUAAACAAGAAUCAAGUAUUUUGUAUGCAAUAUAUGAAAGAUGUAUCUCAUGAAUGAAUAUUACACAUAACUACUCAGCACACAACAGUUUAUAGAUGUUAAACGAUAAUUGGAAUGUUAAAUUAUUUGUGUUUAAGGCAUUUACCAAAAUAGGUUUUUGAUUAUGUUUUAGUGUUGUUGUUUGUUUUUUUUGCACUGUAAGAUUCCUUACUUGCUAACGUGACCUUGUAGAUGCAAAGGGGUUAAAAGCCCUUCUUUAUGAAUCUAAGUCAGGGAGGCAUAUAUCUAGAAAUCUGUAUAAGAAUGUUAUCUAUGUCUUCCCGCCAAUAUUAUAAUAAAAUGUACAUUGUAUUUCCUAUAUCUCAAAGGAUGAAUGCUAGUGUGGACAGUAUAAAGACUUUUUUUUGGGAGAUACCUAUGGGCUAGUUAGAGUACAUAUUUUGAUAAUAUGUCAACGGCAACUUUAAAAAAGAAAUAGUUGGGCAAUAGUCGGCGCAAGAAAAGUGCAUUGCCCAACUCCCUAGCACCACUUUUAAAUAUCAGCUAAUCAUCAGUGCCCAGAGAAGCAAAUGGACCACCCAUAAGAAACAGCUAUUGAACUAUGCCUGCAUUAUGUUUGACAAAUAUGUACAUAAUUUAAGCACAUGCGAGGUCUGAACUCGCGCUACGGGCUGCACUACUUCAAAUUUCUGUUUAGAUCUGGACACUCGCGUUUACACGAGGUUUGCCUUCCUUAUGUCUGUGUAUCUUUGUAAAUAUUUUUUUCUGUUUGAGUUGGUUGGGUGGUAAGGAGGCUAUUUUUUCCGCAUGAUGGAGACUUAAAAUAGGAUUGGUAAUGAUGUAAGUAGUUUGACUUUCACAAAUAUAUUCUUUCGAUAAAUAACGUGAAAUAUUAAACAUAAAGCCUGGUGCUAGGUUGGGCAUCUCUCAUGACUGAGUGACUUGCGCUGAAAAUUUCGAUUUGAGUGAGGAGGGUCCUCAAAACGUCGACCUCACUCCCUCGCCCAAAGAGCCAUCCUUUUCCAGAAGUAACAUUUGGUCAAGACAUCCGUGAAUGAGUUUGGGUGAAAGUGAUGACAUGAGACUUUCUGUUUGCUGUUAGUUGCCUUUCUGUCUAACUUGUCUAGUAAUGAUUAAAAUGCACUCAGACUGCCAAAAGGAUUAUCAACCUAAGUAGCAUUUUUAAAGUAACAAUUUUUGGUUACACUCUUUCAGCAUUUGCGCCUCUUUUUUUAAUAUUUUGUCCAGAAAGAAUUGCACUUUUGUUUUUCAUCUUUACAAAUUAAAUUGAAAUAGUAAAUUGAUAUAACAGUGUUAUGUAUUUUUAUUAUUUCAUUUAUUUUAUUUAUUGCCCAGUGGGCAGUUGAUAACAUUCAAUAACUAAAAAUUAAUUGGCCACUGUUAUGUGACGAACUAUGAUUGCAAAGUGCCUAUCAGUAUACACUUUUAUAUCUAUUUUUUUUUAUUAUUUCAUCAUUAUGAAGUUUUAAUGAGAGAAUGUUGUUUGUAUUUUAUCAUCAGCAUCAAAGUUUUUAAAUGUACUUAUUUCUAUAGAACAUCCAGUGUUACAUCCAUAAAAGUAUGAAUAUUCUAUCUAAACCCUAUCUGCAUUUAUGGCACGAUAACUAUAAAUAGGUGGCAUUUCGGAGUAUCCGGUGCACAGAAUAAUGAAUACUGACGAAAUGUUUAUCUUGUAAAAGGGUACGCUAUUUUGUUUAGCACUAUUUUAAAAAAGCACUCCAGAAUAUCGCUUGUAGCUCAAAAUUAUUUCAAUGAAGACGAAGUGUUCGAAUUUAAAUCUACGGUUUGAAAGUUAGUUAAAAACAAAAUGGGCGACUGACUGGCUGUACUAUUGCAAAGAUGGUAUGAAAGUUAAAUUGAUUUGCCUUGCUGUGAUGUAUAUGGACAUGUUUCUGAACAUGUUCAAUUUAUCACCCUAGAUAGUCUAUUAAGACUGAUUGCCUAGUAUAUCAUAAGUAUUAACUCUUUCUCUCCGUAAUUAUUUUCCGCGUUCAGAAGGAAUUAUUCAUUCAUCCCAUUUUUGUAUUUUACUAGCCUGUAAGGGUUAAACUUCAAUAACGUUUUUCAUUAUAUUAGACAAUGUCUUAAUUGGUAGAGAUGGAUGUAUGCCCUUUUUACGUAACACCAAUUAAAGUUUACGAGCACAAAAAUUAAGUUAAUUUAAUGGGGUCUAAUCAACGAUGUUAUCGUCAAUCAAAUGAGAAAGAGUUAAAUCAAAAACCUACAGCAAUGUAGAUACUCUCAUUACUAAACACCUUGUGACGUUUCAGUCCUAUAAUUUGCAACAGCGUUGUGUGCUAGAGAGUAUUCUAUUUCUAAAUGUAUAUUAUGAGACUAUUGUGAGCAUAUUGUAUUUAUCAAUCAUCUCCCUUUUUCUUCUUCUUAAACUGUCAGGUAGACUGGUAGAGUUGAG
Molecule: messenger RNA, 4630 nt
Organism: Biomphalaria glabrata
Lineage: Eukaryota; Metazoa; Mollusca; Gastropoda; Planorbidae
Product: ankyrin homolog
Exons: 4
Coding region: 236-1894 (552 amino acids)
Molecular function (GO): protein binding
Source: RefSeq, a predicted model, not a curated record